This is a messenger RNA of Trematosphaeria pertusa, 2323 nucleotides long. Its product is annotated as photolyase. The transcript has 3 exons. Gene Ontology annotation, cellular component: cytoplasm; nucleus. Bases 277 to 2157 code for a protein of 626 amino acids. Gene Ontology annotation, molecular function: DNA binding; FAD binding. Gene Ontology annotation, biological process: circadian regulation of gene expression; entrainment of circadian clock by photoperiod. The record is from RefSeq and is a predicted model, not a curated record. Lineage: Eukaryota; Fungi; Ascomycota; Dothideomycetes; Pleosporales; Trematosphaeriaceae.
AGGAGUACACCUCGCGGGUCAGAACACGACUGUACUAAACGGCAUGGAACAGGUUGUGGCGCACAUCUGAUGUGGCUGAGGGGGGCUUGACAUCCUCGCGAAUCGACUUGGCGAUCUACCUACCGCAGCGUCAUAGAUCGGACAGGGACGGGAUCGUCGCGAUGCAUCGUGAAGGCGCGAUUGGAGCUAAGCUCGGCGUCGCGGCUUCUCCUUUUCUCCUUUCCCUACUGUAGACAGUCUGCUUUCGCUGCAUGCACAGAGAACUCUCCCUCCACAAUGCCGCCAAAACGCAAAGCAAAGGCGGCCAACGCAACCGCAUACACCGACCCAGCAGGCACCGCGCCAAACAAGCGCUCCAAAGCGUCGAAGCCAGCAGCCGCAAACGGCCAAUCUCCUGCCAAUGGAGAAACAGGACGCGGCGAUACAGAACACCAAGACGAAGAACACCCAGAUGCAGAAAAAGAAGCACCGCACUUCGACCACUCGCGCCCGGAAGAACGCACCGGCAUCGUAGACCGUCGCUUCUACCCCGCGGAAAUGAGCAAUGAGCGCUGCGCGCUGUACAACGCCGACGCGAUCCCGCGGCCGAUCGAGCUGCUCAACCGCGCCCUCGACGCGACGAGAGCGCAAAGAGAGCGGGUGAGGAACGCAGAGCCGGGCGCGGCGGUGGUGCAUUGGUUCAAGCGGGAUUUACGCAUCAGGGAUAACACGGGGUUGAGCAGGGCGGCGCAGCUGGCGAGGGAGAAGGGCGUCGGUGUCAUUGGGGUGUGGAUUCUCAGCCCGCGCGAUUGGGAGGCGCAUUUGGUUAGUCCUGCGAAAUGUGAUUUUGAAAUUAGGACUGUGGGGGUGCUGGGGAGGGAGCUGGCGGAGUUGGAUGUACCGCUGUUUGUGGAGUGCGUUGGGGAGCGCGGGGAUGUGGAGAGGAGGUUGGUGGAGGUGUGUGAGGAGUGGGGUGUGAAGAAUGUGUUUUGCAAUCUGGAGUACGAACCUGAUGAGUUGAGGAGGGAGACGCAGCUGGUGAAGUUGUGCGCGGAGAAAGGCAUUAAUUUCGAGCCGCAGCACGACGAUUGCGUUGUCCCGCCGGGCAGUCUGAGGACGGGCGGUGGACGGCAGUAUGCGGUGUAUACCCCGUGGUAUCGGAGCUGGGUGGCUCACCUACACGCGCACCCGCAUCUGCUCGAUGAGAGGCCGCUGCCUGGGAGGAAUCCGCCGGGCUUCAGAGACAGGUUCAAGCACCUGUUUGACAUGCCGGUCCCCCCAGCUCCCGCGUCUAAAGGCCUCUCCACCGAGGAAAAGGAGCGCUUCGCACGCCUCUGGCCGGCGGGUGAAGGCGCGGCUCUCGACCGCUUGCAGCUGUUUCUGACGGAGAAGAUCGGCCGGUAUCAGGCAACGCGCAAUUUCCCCUCGGCGAACAGCACCGCGUGCGUGAGUGUGCAUCAUGCCGCGGGUACGUUGGCGGCGCGUACGAGCGUGAGGAUGGCAAGGGAUGUGAAUAGUACGAAGAAGCUGGAUGGCGGCAUUGAGGGGAUACGCGGCUGGAUUAGCGAGGUUGCUUGGAGGGACUUUUACAGGCAUGUCCUUGUGCAUUGGCCGUAUGUCUGCAUGAACAAACCCUUCAAAUUCGAAUACACAAACAUCGAAUGGGAGUACAGCGACGCGCACUUCCGAGCCUGGACCGAGGGAAAAACCGGCUACCCCAUCGUCGACGCGGCGAUGCGAUGCCUGAACCACACGGCCUACAUGCACAACCGCCUCCGCAUGGUCACCGCGUCCUUUCUCGCUAAACAUCUUCUGCUCGACUGGCGCUGUGGUGAGCAGUACUUCAUCAGCCAUCUUAUCGACGGCGAUUUCGCGAGUAAUAAUGGCGGCUGGGGGUUUGCGAGCUCGACGGGCGUGGAUCCGCAGCCGUAUUUUCGCGUGUUUAAUCCGUGGUUGCAGAGCGAGAAGUUCGAUGCUGAUGGGGAGUUUAUCAGGAAGUGGGUGCCUGAGCUGCAGGGCGUGGAGGGUAUGGCUAUUCAUAACCCGUACGAGCAUGGGGGGAAGGCGGCCGAGGUUGCGAGGAGGAAUGGCUAUCCGAAGCCGAUUGUGGAGCAUAAGUUCGCGAGGGAGAGGUGUUUGAUGAGGUAUAAGGCGGGCAUUGGGAGGGAUACUGCAUGAAUACUUCUCUACUGUUGGAACUUGUGGACCGACCUCUUUGGGACGUGGUUGUAAGGGAGCUUGGAGUUUUGCGGAUCUUGGAGUAUCUGCUUUGGCAUAAUCUUACUUAUCGGGCCUUCAAUGGAUGACAGCCUGUAUUGCAUUCGACGGGUGAUGGAUAGACGGU